AUGAGAGGCAUGAAGUGGUGGCGCACGCGCCCGACGGUGGAGCCGCUGGUGCUGCUGUUCAUGUUCUCCUACGUGGUGACGCACUCGGUGGUCAACGGGCUCUUCCUGGAGCGCGUGUGCGGCUCCAGCGACACCAGCGUGUGCACCAACGAGGACCGCGCCUACUCCAGCACGCUCACCACCUGGAAGACCAUCAUCGAGGCUAUCGUGCCCGCCGCUGUGUCGCUUUUCAUCGGCAGCUGGAGCGACAAGUUCGGACGUCGACCCAUCUUCAUCUGGUCCUUUGCUGGCAACGCCAUUGCGUACGGCGUGUUCUCCGGGCUGGCUGCGAUUCCAGACCUAGCGCCGGAGUGGUUGUUGAUGCCUUCAGUAGCGGCCACCUUCAGCGGCGGCAUGAUGAACCUCAUGGCUGUGGCCAACGUCUACAUCGCCGACGUCAGCUCUGCGGGGCAGAAGGAGCUGAGACUGGGGAUACUGGAUGCGGCGCAGUACUCGGCCAUGAUGCUGGGGUCAGGGCUGUCCACGCCGCUUUUCCUGGGCCUCAGCUAUUACGGGGUGUACGCCCUGGCCGCCGUCCUCAUGCUGCUGUGUCUACUCUACUCCAUUUUCCUGCUGCCGGAGACCAUGGCGCCCUAUACGCCGCCUGAAGACGCGAGUUGCGGUUGCUGCAAGGGGAUCUUCCGUCCCCAGCUGGUGCGCGACGCGCUCAAGACGUCCCUGAUGAAGCGGCCUCAUCAUGGAAGGUCAACCAUCCUCAUCGUCAUCAUUGUCGUCGUCACUGGCGUCCUCAUCUCCCAAGGAGAAGGCGUCGCAAACUACCAGUACCUGAACGCCAAGUUUCACUGGAGCGUCGAACAGAGCUUGCUGUACGGUUUCUUCACCAACGGCACCACUGCUGUAGGUACCAUGGUGGGAGUGCUGGUGUUCGUACGCUGGCUCAAGCUGGAUGACGGCUGGAUAGCCCUCAUCACCUUCUCCUGUAAGAUUGCCGCCGCCAUAAUCUACUCGAUAUCUCCGGAGUCGUGGUAUAUGUUUCUAGGUGGGGCUAUCGCUUGCUUCGGAGCCUUGAUCUGGGUUCUGGUCAGAGCGAUGCUGACGAGGCUGGUCGCCAAGGACGAGAUAGGCCAGGUGUUCGCGCUGGCAGUGACCAUAGAGUCGGUGACCCCACUGGUGGGGCCUCCCAUGUACAACGCCGUCUUCAAUGCGUCCAUCAACACCUUCCCUGGAGCCUUCUACCUGCUCUCCGCCGGGAUCAUGGCUAUCGACCUCCUACUGCUGCUAUUCGCAAUCUUCCUAAACCGAGGAGCGAAGAGGGAGCAGCAGAGGCAGCAGGACCACACUGACAGCAAGACGGCGGCCCCCGAGUGA
Molecule: messenger RNA, 1368 nt
Organism: Schistocerca piceifrons (Central American locust)
Lineage: Eukaryota; Metazoa; Arthropoda; Insecta; Orthoptera; Acrididae
Product: proton-coupled folate transporter-like
Exons: 10
Coding region: 1-1368 (455 amino acids)
Biological process (GO): transmembrane transport
Cellular component (GO): membrane
Molecular function (GO): transmembrane transporter activity
Source: RefSeq, a predicted model, not a curated record